AUGGUUUCCAAAUCUCCAAUGGGAGUCAAGGUGAUAGUCGUAGGAGCUGGAUUUGCCGGCCUCACCGCUGCGAUCGAAUGUCACCUGAAAGGCCAUACAGUGACUCUCCUGGAGUCGUUCCCCGUCCUGAAGCCGCUCGGUGAUAUCAUCUCCUUCGCUCCGAAUGCAGGACGCAUCAUCGCGAGAUGGCCGCCCGCGCCUACCCCGAGCGCCCCUACCGUCGCGCAGCAGUACGCUCCUAUCUGUCUGCGCAACGACGAGUUCGUGUUCCGGAGGUGGGACGGUGAGCUCCUGACCACGCAGCCGGUGCACGAGCGCAAGGAGGACGCGCCGGAGUUCAGCGGACACAGGGGCGUUAUGCACCAGAUACUCUUUGAAUACGCCGAGUCCCUGGGUGUGGAGAUCCUGCUGGGCCGGAGGGUGGUGGAGUACGUGGAGGAGAAGGACCGCGCAGGCGUCAGGUACAUCUUACGGAACGAUAGGGAAGACAGCGGAACGACGGAGCCAGAAGUGAUGUGGGCAGACGUCGUAGUGGGCUCUGACGGCGUGCGGAGCAAAGCGCGCGAGCUCGUGCUGGGGUACGUCGACAACCCUAAGCCCUCCGGCUACGCGAUCUACCGCGCGUGGAUGGACGCUGCGCCCCUUGCCGCCGAUCCGCUAACCGCGCCCCUCGUCGCGGGCAGCGACUACCACGUCGGCUGGUUCGGGCCGGACGUGCACUUCGUCUUCGCGUACAUCAAGAACACGCGCUCCGUCUCGUGGGUCUGCACGCACAAGGACGACGCGGACAUCGACGAGUCGUGGUCGUUCCCGGGGCACAUCGAAGAUGUGUUGAAAGUCCUGGAGGGCUGGGAUAAGGUCGCACGAAGGAUAGUGCAGCUCACCGACACCUGCGUAGACUGGAAGCUCGUUUACCGGGACCCGUUGGAGAGAUGGGUAUCGAAGGGAGGACGGAUAUGUCUCCUGGGCGACUCGGCGCACCCGUUCCUGCCGACGUCAAUCCAGGGCGCUUCGCAGGCGAUGGAGGAUGGCGUGGUGCUCGCGACGUGUUUAUUGUUCGCCGCGCAGAGGGUAAAUCCUCUCCCGGACACGGUGCGUGUGUAUGAGAGACUGAGGUAUGAGAGGGUGCGGAGGGCGCAGCUGCUCGGCGAGAGUAAUCGGGAUAAGUGGCACCAGGCGGAUUUUGACAAGGCGAAGGAGGAUCCGGAGGUGAUGAAGCUCGGGAGGGAUCCCUGGCUUUUUGCAUUUGAUUGCGAGAAGGACGCUUGCGAGCGCUAUGAGAGUGUGAUGAAGCAGAUCUCGGGGAGCUCAUAG
Messenger RNA from Gloeophyllum trabeum ATCC 11539, 1314 nucleotides. RefSeq names its product monooxygenase. Gene Ontology annotation, biological process: secondary metabolite biosynthetic process. NCBI's taxonomy places the organism in Eukaryota, Fungi, Basidiomycota, Agaricomycetes, Gloeophyllales, Gloeophyllaceae. Gene Ontology annotation, molecular function: FAD binding; monooxygenase activity. The record is from RefSeq and is a predicted model, not a curated record. The coding region runs from base 1 to 1314 and encodes 437 amino acids. The transcript has a single exon.